CAGCUUCACCGCCAUCAUCGGCAAGCUCAAGCACCUCCAUGCGCGCCGCUCUCCCUACUUCCGUAGUGAGCGUGUCCCACCGCGACGCGCUCCAGGCCUGUGGCCAGCAUGCCCGCUUAUGGCUCGCCCGUGCCGAUGAGCCGAUCCACCCUGGCUCCUCUUUUACUUAUGGUGCGGUGAGGGUUAAGCUGGACAGGAUAAUGGCAUCAGACUACUACACAACAACUGCAAUUGGUGGGAGCUAUGGAGCUGAAGGUGUGCAGGCACAGGAGAGUAUUACUAUCUCACCAGAGGCACAUUCAGUAGAGGAGAACCUGGCUGCUGAAGGCCACAAGGUGAAGGGGCAAAUUACACUCAUAUUGUAAUUUAAUACAGUAUAUGCUUAGCAUGCUGCAAUUAUCAUUGCCCUGAAACUGUGUUCUGAUCUUUGUUGACGAUUGAUCUGCUGUAGUGCACAAUACUCCUAGCAUUAUUAUUAUCUGCUGCUGCUGUUGCUGCCGAUUCAGUAGUAAUCAUGUACAUUGAGUGUUGUACGGCGGAGCAUCGGGAGGCUUUCAGUAAACCAAUAGAAGAAAUUCUGCAUUUUUACACCCUAGUCACAACCUGGGUCUUAACGACACACAAGAGGCCCAACUUUAAAUGCUGAAAAGCAAGAACAUGAGUUGCGGCUUCAACUGGCUUAUCCACAUGAUGAAUGUGACCAUAUGUUACACAGAUGAGUUCCUAUCCUUCUCUUUCUUGCAUUUUUCAUCGAGUUGAAGUUUCUUCAUUGUGUCUGGUGACUAUGAAAAAAUAUGUUUAUGAGGAAAAUAUUCAUGUUUUAAUCAAAAGACUAAGUAGAGUAGAUAAAAUUACUCAGAUAUCUGAUGUAUCUUGGCAAACCCCUUGUUUUUAAAUAACAUGUAUGCUAGUAUGUAGAUGUAGUUACUUGAAACAGAAAUAUAAGAUGAAUUAGCAUGUCAU
Triticum dicoccoides is the source of this 963-nucleotide messenger RNA. RefSeq lists its product as uncharacterized. NCBI's taxonomy places the organism in Eukaryota, Viridiplantae, Streptophyta, Magnoliopsida, Poales, Poaceae. The record is from RefSeq and is a predicted model, not a curated record. Bases 39 to 365 code for a protein of 108 amino acids. The transcript has 2 exons.